AUGGCUUCAAACACAUUGGUAAUGUACAAAUAUGUGAAACCAAUGAAACAAUGGCAUAUAAAAAACCAAAAUCCGACAAAGCAGAGAACCAAAAACUUGGCAAAAUUCAAAAUGAAAAGACACUCAUUGAAUUUCAUAGCGACAGUGAUCAUCCUAGCUUCGUUGCCUUAUAGUUCAACUUUGAGUUUACCAAAUGGAGACCCAGCGCCUGGUAGAUCUCCUGGCCCACCUAACAUUGAAUCUGUUGAAGUAAACGAUGUCACUGAUGAGAUCGGAUUGAAAGUUGAUAACGAUAAGCCGACAAUUACAGUACCAGAAGUUUAUGACGAAGUGACAACAAAUGACGAUGUGUUAGAAGUAACGACAGUUAGUGAGGCAAGUGUGAGUGAGAGAACAGUGGUUGAUGCUUGUGCCUUCGCGAGGAUUCCGAGUGACAGUCGUGAAAUUGUUACGAUCAGUGAUCAAGAUAGUGAUGUUAAUUUGACCGUUUCCCAUCCUGUAUUUGAGGCGGAUGCGCUGGUGAGAGGAGUCGUCUACGAUGUACAUCUACAAUUCGAAGACGAGACGCUGCAAGACUACGUCCUCUACUCUAUCGUGGGGUCGUUCAUCAGAGGGAACUUCACGCCGACGACGUUCGCGGAACGACCCUGCCGGGACGAGCUGACCCUCCCCUACUUCAUCCCCAAGCACCCUCGUGGAGACCAGUCCAAACAUAAAAAGUGGCUCGCAGAUAGUUACAAACCUUAUGAUUUCAGGACAGGAAUAGUUAGUGAUGUGAGUGAAUACGACGGUUAUUACUUCCGGCCGCGGUUCCGUCGUAGGAACGAGAGGUCUGUGGGGUUUCGAAGGUCGCGAUACAGGAAGAGGUUCUUGCCGGCGAUGGUUGUGAGUGGACCCCUCGAGGGGAGGGACGGCGUCGUCCUCCACUGGUCUCUGACUGAUGCGGUGCAUUUAGAAAACGAAGAUACUAGUGUUGUUUUUAGGUUACGUUAUAGGAAAACAACGAGUGCCACCAUAUACCAAGUGUUCUUUACUAAAAUUUUAAGACUAGAUUGUGCAAUACGAUUACGAGCGACGCGAAGCGGCCGCGUCCACUCCGGCCACCUGCCGCACACCCACGGGUGCCGCCUUCUCAUUUCACAACCUUCGCCAAAAAACGCCUUACUCAUCGAACUUCACAAACUCAAUGUCCCAUGUUCAGCGGGGUUUAUCCGCUUCGCACCCAACACGCCCACUCUGUGUGGUAAGCUGGAACAGAUUCCAGUCCAAAACAGAAGGUUUCUGUACUCCAGUUACGCGAAGACUCCAGCGAUAGAGCUGCACGGUCGACCCACGUUCGCCGCGACAUACCGUCUAGUAGACCACUGCCAUGAUGUCUUACUAACGGCGAGGAACGGCUCGUUCGAAGUCGGCCCAGCAAUUAAAUUGUUGUGCUCUUACAAAAUUCACCUGCCUUAUGGUUACCGGGUCGCACUGCGCCUUCAAAUGGGAACUGGACCAAUGACGAUUAGGGAAAACGAUGUAUCUAAUAUUAUACAUGAGGAUGCGCAUGCUCUUUGUAAAGGCAUGGAAUUAAGUCUAGAAGAUGGGGAGUCAAAAUGGCGACACUGUUCGCAACCAGGCGAUCCCUUAAGAAGUGUUCAAAUUGUUUCCGAGGGGAACGCUGUUCGGUUGAACAUUAGUAUUUUAGAGAAGAGGAAUUCUUCGGCUAUGUGGUUGAAAGUGUGGUGGAUGGAUAAGGAAGUGGAAGAGAUUGUUGGACAUUGUGACUAUGGUUGGGUCGUUUCUGGAGACUUCUGCAUAUCAGCCGUGAGAGAAGCGAAGAGAGCUUGGAGACAGGCGGAAGCUGAAUGUGUGAGAUUAGGGGGACAUCUAGCAAGUAUAGUGAAUGAAAGGCAACAGCAGAUAUUGGAUCAGCUACUGCUUCACGCCCCUGGAGCCGGAGUCGACGAUGUGUACUGGAUAGGAGCAACUGAUGCCGUCCACGAAGGGGAGUUUCGAUGGUCAGAUGGACUGCCAUUUUCCUAUGCACAUUGGUUUCCUGGAUGGCGGAAACACAGUAGCCAGCCUAACGACGACGGUACCUCAGGUCAAGACUGCGUGGAGGCUCGCCGAGAAUUUCCCCCCAGGCCUGCCCCCGCUGAACCAACCUUCAUGUGGAAUGAUAGAGGUUGCAGGGAGCACAAUUACUUCGUUUGUGAACGGCCAGGAGUUGAAGAUCCUUACAUCGCGUCGAAAAUACAGUGUAAUGAGACGAUAUUGUUGUCUCACUCGCACCCGCACGCUAUUAUCUCGAGCCCCGGCUUCCCGCGGCCGUACCCUGAUGAUGUGGACUGCGUGACCGAGCUGAGAGCGCCUACAGCACACACCCUUCGACUGCACUUUGAAGAGUUGCUGACAGAACAUGAGGCGCAUUGCAGCUACGACUUCCUCGAGAUCAUCGAAGCUCGGGCUGAUAACACCACGGAGCCACCUCCUGACGAGUGGCUCGUAGAAGACCAUCAUGAGAGCUAUGCAUCAGAGAAUGAAGUUUGGGAAGAAACUGAGACGUUACUACCCGAGUCUGAUGCCAUCAGCGCUGGAUGGGCGCGUGAGUCUCACUCGAGUCAUGCCCGGCGACUCUGCGGAGACUGGGGAGGAAAACUCAAGCUGCUCAGAUACCAGUCGAGGGGUAACGUGUUGAGGCUGCGGUUCAGAGCUGACCACUCGAGGCACUACGCGGGGUAUAGGGCGAAAAUCAACUUAGCUGACUCGCAAUCCUGUUUGGACGUGAAACAAGUUUUAUACAACGGAUACUGCUAUCUUUUUUCCGGAUACCCGAAGGCUUCCUGGACCACCGCCAAGCAGGUAUGCGAAGGUCUCAACAUGCACCUGUCUUCCGUCCAUUCAGCUGAUGAAGAGCGCUACAUCGUGUCAGGCAUCCGGCAAAGCAGCGAUUACAGCGCUGGAUCUGUCUACUGGCUCGGUGCUCAUGUAAAGGGAGGGGAGAACUUCAGCUGGGUUGAUGGAAGCGCUGUAUUGUACCAGGGCUGGGCAUCUUAUAAUGAUACCGAUGAUAUUGAGGACUCUUGUUUGGGUGUACAGUGGAAAUCAUCUCCAGUGCCGUCUCAGCCAAGCGGCUUGUACUGGACCCUGCACAAGUGUACAUCAACAGGUGGUUACGUGUGCAAACGCCGAUUAAACCCUGAAAAUAUCGUGAAGAACAGGACCGUGGAAGCGACGUCAGGUGUAUUGAGCAGUCCGAACCACCCAAACUUGUAUGACAACGAUCUGGACUAUUGGGUACACGUGGUGGGUCCGGAUGACACUCGUCUCGUAUUCAUUUUCCGGACCAUAGAGUUGGAGUAUCAAAAAGACUGUCUAUACGACUACAUAGAGCUACGCGACGUAAGGAACACCAAAUCAUCGAGGUACUGUGGGUCUAUGGGCGAGACGAGAUGGGUGGCCAGCACCAAUAAAGCUAUCUUACAUUUCCACUCCGAUUAUAAUACUCAAGGCACUGGAUUCUCUUUGACGUGGUACGCAAUAGAACUGCCUGGAUGUCCUACACAGACCUUCACUUCUAAAGAGGGAGUACUACACAGCCCGAACUAUCCUCACUUCCUGCUGCCUGACUUGGAUUGUACUAUCGACAUCCUUGCCCCUACUGGGAAACGCGUCUUUCUCAACAUAAGCCAUUUCGACUUCGGCUAUGGAACUUUUGAAAAAGGCGUUCCCAUAAAUGUGACGGACGCAAUACCAGAAGAGUCCUUUCUAGAAGUCCAAGUGAAUCCACAGACAGUGCCCAUCCGUCCAUUUGUAAGCUCAGGAAUUUUGACCAAUGGACUAUUUGUAUCUCAGGCUGAAAUACUCCGAAUCAGAUUAAGAACAGGAGAGAAUGUGACGGGAGCUGGAUUUCUUGCGCAUUUCAAAAGCGUGAGGUACCUGAACGUGAGCCACGUGGUGUCUGUGGGCGCUGGUGCGGCGGGCCGCGUGGCGGCGCCCAACUGGCCGGCGGCGGGUCCCCCCCGCGCUCGCCUCGCCGCCCGCCUGCUGGCGCCGCACGGACACGCGCUCGCGCUAGCUUUGGCACGCGCCGUCCCCGCGUCUCCCGCAGCUCCCCCUGAGGCGCCUUGCGGCGACAACAACGGCUGGAUCGAGGUGAAAGACAGUUAUACAGACAAUAAUGGCACCGAAUGGAUCCUCUGCGAAGUAGAGCGAAGCAAGCGCAAGAUGGAACCGAGCGCGCCCCUCGUCAUUAACUCGUAUCUGCACUCGCUGAUUGUAACCCAAUACUCAGGAGAACAAGGACUGAAUGUCGAUAUUUCACUGGUGGUCAACAAAGAUCCUGAAUAUCACAACAAAUUGCUAUUGCUCGCUGACGAAACGAGCGUGGAGGCCUGUUACCCGAAUCCCUGUGUUAAUGGUAUAUGCGCAUCUGAUGAUACGAGAAAUUUCUGCGAGUGCACCGGAUACUACACCGGCGCGUUCUGCACGCUGACGGCGUGCGAGCGGUCGCCGUGCGCGUUCGGCAACUGCUCGGUGGUGGCGGGCGCGGAGCGGUUCGUGUGCGCGUGCGCGCGCGGCUGGCGCGGCCGGCGCUGCGCCGAGCGCGUGCGGCCCUGCGCCGCGCGGCCCUGCAACAACCGCGGCGCCUGCAGCGAGCGCGACGGCGGCUUCCUCUGCCAGUGCAACCCCUCCUGGAAGGGCAAGAGAUGCGAAACCCCAAAUCCAACUCCAAACAUCGUAGGGCUUGGAACACGAAUGCUUCAAGAACCUUUCUGGUUAGGGCUGAUCACAGUCUUUGUUGUACUCGGCAUGAUCGGCCUCAUCUGGUGUGCCAAGCGACACUUUCCAGAAAAGAUCGAGAAACUUCUAGCGGAAGAAGCCGAUCGCUGCGCAAGACCGGCGGCGCUGCGCGGCGGCGGCGAGGCGGCGCCGCACCGCACGCUGCUCACGCGGCUGGGUAUCCGCAAGCCGUCGGUGUCGGGGCUCGCGGCGCACCCGCGAGCCGCGCGCACCUUUAGCUUGGACGAUCUGUUAAAGCCGCCGCCCGGACGAACACCUUCACCACGGAAAAAACGCAACAAUUCCACACCAACAAAAAAGAAUGCCGCCGAAAAAAAACAAAUAUUGCAACAACUCAUAAGUCCUGCUACCGCGAACGACCAUUCGAAAAAGAUCACAAUGGGGGAACUUAUACAGAUGUCCGAGAAAAGAACACUGAGUACAGUGGAAAGCGCUCCAGCUUUUGUGGAUUAUGGUGACAACAAAGAGACAUCUUUCGCUAGUGAAGCAUCUACGCCUUCCACUUCACCUUCAAUGAGACACAUAUCAGAUCCUAAAUUAGAAAAGAAGGUCACUUUUGCUAGACUUCUCAACAAAGUUUCAGCAGAAAUGAGUUCUAGUUCUGAUGUAGACAUGGUCAAUACUAUAGCAAUACCAAUGGCCGUAAUUGCCGAUAGGAGUUUAAAAGUAAAGGCGUCCAGCACUCCCCCGUCUCCAGGGGUUGAAGUCCGAUCGCCUCACAGUACUUCUAGUAACCAAGGAAGUGAUUCAAUGUCCAGUCUUGACCUAACGUUGGCACAUACCGCUUUAAGAAAAUAUUCCAGACAACCAAAAAUAUCAAGUGCUGAUUCGAUUUUAGCUAUGUUCCGUAACUUCUCAUCGUCAUCAGCAGCCAUAGUAUCUCGAGCAUCAUCUGGUGGAGUAUCAGCUUCUAGCACUCCAUCGGCCUCGUCGCCUCAAGAUGACACCGCAGACGCGGAUGAUAUUUCUUUAGCUUCCUCUCAUAUACCAUCUCUCGCACCAGAUUCACCGGUUACAAGGCCUCAUAAUACUAUUGAAAUACAGGUUCUAGAUCCACUUAGUGCUCAUAAGUCAUCUUCUUCUGGUAGUAAUCUUCUUCACCCACCGUCUAUUCUACUGGAAGUUCCGAGUGGUAUCAAUAAAUGUCUAUCACCUAUUCGAGAGUUACCUACUCCAUUGCCAACUCCUCUCCCUACUCCGAUGCCCACGCCACUCCCUUCUCCACGUAUGCCACGAGCAAACAUGGAACAAGAUACAAAAAGUGAAUCGACUACUACGUGUGUAUCACCAAGUGAAGAUGAACUAGAUGAGAUUAGAUAUGAGUCGAAACCUGAAAGAUCUAUUAGUGGAUUGAGAUUAAGGUUACGUCAGCCGGCUACGAGUACAGACACCCCAACACCAUCAACUCUAGUAACAGAUUCGCCAAGUCCCAGUUUUACUCAAAGUCAAGACUCGGAACGGGAAAUGUCAUCUCCAUCUCCUGCACCUCCUGCUUUAAGAGUUCCAGUUCUCACCAUAGAACGCGCUUCCCCCGGAUCUCCUCCACCUAGACGAACGCCUCCUCAUAUAGAAUUCCAACCUCCACCAUUAAUAACAGUUACAUAUAAUGCAAGCGAAGAAUCUGAUGAGCCAAUGUCACCUAGACCUCCACAACCAAGUGGAAAUAUGUGUUAUUUAAGUCCUUUCUCAAUGUCCGCACGAGGAGAAAGGGCUCCUUCAGAAUCCAACUUAUCCUCCUCUGGCUAUAGUUCCAUGGCCAGUCCAGGUCCAUCAAGAUGUGGCUCUAGUAAUCCUCUGUGCCCUUCUGAAAUGGAAGACCCAGGGUCUGGAGGAGGCCCUUCUUGUUUUCAGUCGAGACGACGACCAUUAAUGAAAACUAAUUCAGGUCCUGCAGCAUCUAAUGAUGAUGCAAAAGACAGGAGACGGGGUCGGUCUGAUUCGGAAACUCUUUCAGAUGAUCCUUUAUUAGAAUCCAACGAUGAAGGUAUAGGGACCGAUGAAAGGGUAGACGAUGUUCCAUCAAGUGCCAAAGAAUUGGAAACAAUGGUUGUAUUAAAAGAAACAUUAGAAUUGCCUCAAACAACAUUGUGCUCGCCUAGUGGAGUGACUAAAUGUUCCAUAGUAAAAUGUAUCAGUGUCGAGAGAGGAUUGGAUGAAAAAGCUUGCCUGCGACCUCCCACAUUGCUUUCGGAUUGCAGUCGACCUUUAAGUCCGGUGAGUUCGAGAAGUGAAAGUCCUCUCAGUGACAAAACUGGACUGGGGAGAUUUUCACCACAAUUUUAUGGUCGACAGCUCCCUUUUACGGAUUCCGAUGGCCUAUACGACUUCCCUAGCUCAGAGUGUGUCCGAGGAAAUGCCUGCAAAUCGUCGAAUAAUGCUCAGAAGAAGGUUGGAAGGAAGAGAGACAGAAGAACGACGCGCACUGCAUCCCAUGAAGUAACGGGUACAACCAAAUCGUCACUACCACAUAUGCCACAUUCUAUGCACAAUUUAUUAGAGGUGCCAGGAUGUCGUGAUGCGAGUGCACGAGGGCGCAAAGGUGGGCGAAGGCGAUCUCGCUCACAGGCUCCAGCGCCCGCCUCGUCCUCCUCAUCUGAAGACUCGGUGUCCAACGCCUCCGUUGCUUCAGUGGCAUCAGCAAGGGAACUCCGCCUACCCGACUUAGAUAUGCAGCAUUGUGAGCCGACUCGUUUGCGGAAACCACUCAGAAGACAAAAAUGCCGUAGCUCAGAGGACACGUCGUCGAAAAUCUCGUCGAGUUUGGACCUCACCGAAGACUCCAGGAAACCGGUUAAGAUAAAUAAAUUAAGGACUAUAAGUAAUCAGAUAAGGUUCCUGCGACGCCUAGAACGAAGUUUGAAAAUGAAGGAGAGCUACCCAGCGUUGUCUGAUGAUGAAGGUGAUGAAUCUUCGAGUGUCACCUCACCACUACUCCAGGGAAGGAAAGACCUAAAAAACCGAGUGCCGACCCACGCAAUAUCCGCCCCUCUACUAGGUGCUGUAAGGCCGAAAAUCACUAGACAGAGACGUUACGACAGAUCACUUCUAAGUGAAGACACGAGAACUUUGAACACAUUAGUUGGACAUGAUAAUUCUGAUUGAAAAUAAUUUUUUAUUAAGUGAAAAAUGAAUUAAAUCUAAAGUUAUAUCUACAUUGAAAUCGUUACUAGCGAUUAUGAUCGAAUUUGU
This is a messenger RNA of Achroia grisella, 7977 nucleotides long. RefSeq lists its product as uncharacterized. Lineage: Eukaryota; Metazoa; Arthropoda; Insecta; Lepidoptera; Pyralidae. The transcript has 30 exons. Gene Ontology annotation, molecular function: serine-type endopeptidase activity. The record is from RefSeq and is a predicted model, not a curated record. The coding region runs from base 1 to 7890 and encodes 2629 amino acids.